UCACCUUUUCUUUUCGAUUCUCUGUUAACCUGUGCGCAAAUAUCAGAGAAGAAGCAAUUUUACAAGUGCCGUCUACUUCGUGGGCAAGGAAACAAAUUAUAUAAAAAGACCAUCGUCUCCGAGAGACAUAUAGACUUCCUUCAAUACCGUGAUCAUUCUGGAAAUCGACAACAAUGGCCGAAGAAUGGAAGGAGGGCCCAGCAAUAGGGAUCGAUCUCGGGACGACAUACUCGUGUGUGGGAGUGUGGCAAAAUGAUCGAGUAGAGAUAAUAGUUAAUGAUCAAGGAAAUAGAACGACGCCAUCUUAUGUUGCAUUCACCGAGAAUGAGCGCUUGGUCGGUGAUGCCGCCAAGAACCAAGUCGCCAGGAACCCUACUAACUCCAUCUUUGAUGCAAAGCGGUUGAUUGGAAGGAGAUUGAGUGAUCCGUUGGUUCAGAAUGAUAUCAAUCUUUGGCCAUUCAAGGUCAUUGAAGGUUCUAAAGACAAGCCUAUGAUCGUGGUAAGUUAUAAGGGUGAAGAUAAACAAUUUGCUGCGGAGGAAAUCUCAUCGAUGGUCCUAAAAAAGAUGCGUGAGAUUGCCGAGGCCUAUCUGGGCAAGACGGUGAAAAAUGCAGUUGUUACCGUCCCGGCUUACUUUAAUGACGCUCAGCGUAAGGCCACAAUGGAUGCCGGUGGCAUUGCGGGCCUCAAUGUCAUGCGGAUCCUCAAUGAACCAACCGCCGCUGCAAUUGCUUACGGCCUUGACAACGUGGGAAGAAUUGGCAAGAGAAAUGUAUUGAUCUUUGAUCUGGGUGGUGGUACUGCAGAUAUCUCACUUGUUACCGUUGAGGAGAAUAGUUUUGAAGUGAAGGCGGUUGCUGGAGACACACACCUUGGAGGUGAGGACUUCGACAACAGAAUGGUUAACCACUUUGUUCAAAUAUUUAAAAGGUGGCACAAGAAAGACAUAACCGGAAACGCUAGAGCUCUAAGAAGGUUGAGAACUGCUUGUGAGAGAGCAAAGAGGAUUCUUUCUUCUGCAAUUGAGACUGCCAUUGAAGUUGAUUCUUUGUAUGAUGGUAUUGAUUUCAGCUCAAAUAUUACCCGUGCCAAAUUUGCAGAACUCAACAUGGAUUUAUUCAGGAAUUCGAUAGAGCUUGUGGAGAAGUGUUUAACUGAUGCUGAGGUGGACAAGAAAAGUGUGCAUGAUGUCGUUCUUACUGGUGGUUCUACCAGAAUUCCCAAGGUUCAGCAGCUGUUGCAGGACUUCUUUGAUGGGAAGGAGCUUAAUAGGAGCAUUAACCCGGAUGAAGCUGUGGCAUAUGGAGCAGCUGUUCAAGCUGCAAAGUUGUCUGGAUUGGGUAAUGAGAGACUUCGAGACAUUGUGCUCUCAGAUGUCACACCUUUGUCCCUAGGGAUGGAGGUUAGAGGAAGUGACAUGUCUGUUGUGAUUCCAAGGAACACUGCCAUUCCAACCAAGAUGAAGGAAUUUUACACCACUGCCGCAGACAACCAAACUGAGGUUUUGAUCUCGGUUUAUGAGGGUGAGAGGGCAAGAACUUUGGAUAACAAUUGGUUAGGAGAAUUUGAGCUUCAGGGCAUUCCUGCCGCACCAAGAGGGGUUGCUAAGCUCAAAGUUUGCUUUGAUAUCGAUGCUAAUGGUAUCUUGAAUGUUUCUGCUAAAGAGAAGACAAGUGGCACCAGUUGCAAGAUCACCAUCACCAAUCACAAGGCGAGACUGUCCAGUGAAGAGAUUAAUAGAAUGGUCAGGGAAGCAGAGAUAUUCAAGGCUGAAGAUGACGAACGUAGAGAGAGGGCAAAGGCUAAGGCAGCUUUGGAGAACUUUGCCUACAGGAUGAGGAACACUAUUAAUGAUAAGGAGAAAUGUCCUAAGCUUGUCCCAGCUCAAAAGAAGAAAAUUGAAGCUGCUGUUGUCCAGAUGAUUAAGUGGUUAGAUGGCAUCCAGCUUGCAGAGGUAGUUGAGUUUGAGGAAAAGCUUUUAGGGCUCAAGUUAUUCGUCCAAACCUUUAAUUAG
Molecule: messenger RNA, 2015 nt
Organism: Juglans microcarpa x Juglans regia
Lineage: Eukaryota; Viridiplantae; Streptophyta; Magnoliopsida; Fagales; Juglandaceae
Product: heat shock cognate 70 kDa protein-like
Exons: 2
Coding region: 174-2015 (613 amino acids)
Biological process (GO): cellular response to unfolded protein; protein refolding
Cellular component (GO): cytoplasm
Molecular function (GO): ATP-dependent protein folding chaperone; heat shock protein binding; ATP binding
Source: RefSeq, a predicted model, not a curated record